CUACAACCUCUCCGGCCCUCUCUCUUCCGUGCUCCCUCUUCAUCAGCUCUCACGCAGCGUUCCCUCCUCAAUCCCCUCCCUUCCUCCUCCGCUCUCACUCUCCCGCAGCGCACCUUCUUCAGCCCUCCCUCCUCAUUUCCCGUCCCUCGACGAUUCCUAAUCACCACCCCUCCCACUGUUACGUGCUCUUACUGCCCGUCGUCACUGCUUCGGAGGCGUUAAUUACCGCCUUGCCGGCGCCCAAGUUUUGCUUCCUGCCUGUGAAAGCUUGGCAACUCAGACACUCCUCGAUCUCCGCCAACACUGUGGGACAUUUCUCGCUCAGUUUGUCCGCUCGCACGGAAGCCGGUGAUUUACAUCAAACCAUUUGCUCCGUCUCUGGGCUCUCGGGAAUCCUCUGGAGCUUGAGAGGACCUUAGUCCCUGGAAAUCAUGUUACUCCCGGUGAUGGUCUGCUUCUGUGUGGCCCCGCUGCCCCUCGUUGGGUUUAAUGUAGAGACCGAGCAGCCGGUGACGUUCUCCGUGGACGAUCCGUCACAGUUCGGCUACAGCCUCACCCUCUUCAGGGGUAACUCAAAUAACUGGAUCCUGGUGGGUGCGCCUCACUCAGAGGACGUGAAGAAAGUGCAGACGGGAGCCGUGUACAAGUGUCGGUACGGAGACAGAAGAUGUCAAAAACUCGACCUUGACGCUCCAAAAGGAACAAAUAAUCUCGGACUUUCGAUGACAGCAGGUGAUAAUUCUGGCCUUGUCUGUGCCCCACGGUUCACCUAUGAAUGUUACACAAACACUUAUAUCAAUGGAUUCUGCUACACCGUCGAUCGCACACUGACCUCAUUUUCAAGGAUUCCUCGGGAACUUCCAGAAUGCCCCAGGGUCCUGAUCGACAUGGCGUUCCUGAUUGAUGGAUCCGGCAGUGUGAAAAAUCAUGAUUUCUGGAGAAUGAAGGAGUUUGUGAAGGCCAUAAUGCAGAAGUUCAAAAACCAGGACACUCAGAUCGCAGUGGUUCAGUUCAGCAGCUACGUACGAACGGAGUUUAAUUUUAACGAAUACAGCAAUACUCCAGACAAAGAAAGGCUUAUGAAUCAAAUUCAUCAGCAACAUGGGGGAACCAACACACCAGUUGGAAUUAAAUAUGUGGCUGACGAAAUCUUCGCACCAGUCUCUGGCGCAAGGGACUCGGCAAAACGAAUACUAAUCACCAUCACCGACGGGGAGUCACAAAACAGAUACUUUAACCCAGCCAUCAACGCCGCAGAUCGAAAAAAUAUUAUCCGUUAUGCCAUCGGGGUGGGGGGAGCGUUCAACAACGAUCGAGCGAAGCAGGAGAUCGAGACGAUCGCUUCACGGAAGGAAAAUGUUUUCCAAGUCACUGACUUUCAAGCUCUGGACAGCAUCAGGAAUCAACUGCAGGAAAAGAUAUUUGCAAUUGAAGGGACGAAUAGGAAGGGGGUCAGCUCGUUCCAAUUGGAGAUGGCUCAGGAAGGACUUAGUUCAUUGGUGACGUCCAACGCUUUCGUUCUUGGGGCGGCUGGAGCGUACGACUGGUCGGGAGGGUUGUUUCAGAUCCGUUUGGACAACAAGGUCUUCAUCAACGAGACCCAGGACCAGGAGGACAUGAAAAAUUCCUAUCUGGGAUACAGCAUGAGGGAGGCAAAGAGCUCGUCUGGAACGUUUUACGUAGUGGGAGCCCCUCGCUACAGACACCGGGGCCUGGUCCUGGUCUACCGUCAGGAGUGGAGAGGAUCGAGACACGUAGAGAGAAUCGUGUCGGAGCAGAUCGGGUCGUACUUUGGCGCGGAACUGUGCCUGGUGGAUCUGAUGGGAGAAGGAUUGACGGACCUGGUGCUGGUGGGCGCCCCCCUGCACAGGGGACAGGACACUGGGGGGAUGGUACUUGUCUACAAGUUUCUAGAGGGCAAGUUGGACCCUCAAAUCCGCUUGACUGGUAGCCGGGGGGAGCCUCUGUCCCGGUUCGGGGCGGCGAUUGCCCAGCUGGGCGACCUGAACGGGGACCAGUUGUCGGACGUGGGGGUCGGUGCUCCCCUAGAAGACGAGAAGAGCGGUGGCAUCUAUAUCUAUCACGGGACGAACACUGGUCUGAACCCGGUUCCUGCACAGCACAUCCGCGCGUCUGCCGUGCAUACCGGCCUCCAGUACUUCGGCCGCGCCAUCCACGGCGCCCUGGAUCUCAGCAACGACGGUCUGGCGGACAUUGCGGUGGGCGCCUUGAACAAGGUCUUCGUCUUUCGGUCACGCCCAGUCGUGGAAGUCCAAGUGCAGAUCAUCUUCACCCCGGCCAAGAUCAAGUUAAAGGACGUUGACUGCCCGGACAAUGCUCCAGCAAAACCCAUCGUGCAAGUGAAAAUGUGUUUCACCCUGAAAGAACUCACCAAGAAACUAUCAAAGAAACCAGUCUUUAAUCUGUUCACCAAGAUGGUGCUGGAUCCCAGUCGCAGGGUGCGCAGGGCUGAGAUCACAAAGCUCCCGAACCAGAACUUCACCCUCUCCCAGAAAGAGUGCUUGCCGUCCAUGAUUGAGAUUCAGCUGGAGAACUGUAUCCAAGACAACUUCAACCCCAUUGUUUUGGAGGUAGCUUACAAAGCUGAGGGCCUUAGAUUGGACUCCCCACCCAUACCAGCAGCUAUCCUCAGUACCGGCAACACGGGGACCUGGAUCGGCAAGUUACCGUUUGAAAAGGAGUGUGGGACCGACAACAUAUGUACCGACAAACUGAAGGUGGACUUCACCCUUUCCGGGACGCAGUACCUCGUGGUGGGCAGUCACAUCACCCUCACUCUCGACGUCACGCUGAAGAACACUGAGGAGGACUCCUACUUCACCAUGGUCACCUUCCUGAUACCGCUUGGGAUCUCCUUCAGGAAGGCCAUGAUCAUCCAGUCCAGCCGCCGUUCAACCGUCAAGUGUGAUGACGCCAAGGAGGAACCCACCUCGCGUUUCCGAAGUGUGCCCUGCCAGGUCAGCCAUCCCAUCUUCCGGACCAACAGCAUGAUGAAGUUCAACGCCACCUUCGACGUAAAUGCCAAGGCCACGUGGGAGGAUACAGUGACAAUCAGCGCCAACGCUACCAGUGAUAAUGAAAAUCGUAUCACAACAGAAAGCUUCAAGACGAUGAGAGUUGGUGUGAAAUACGAGGUCAACGUGAUCAUCAAGGGCAUUCAGUCCACUCAGUACAUUAACUUCACCACCAGCAGAGCGGACUCCAAGGCCGUAUCUCACGCUUAUAGGGUGGAGAACAUUGAUCAACGGAGUCUCCCCGUGAACAUCAGCCUCUUAAUCCCCGUGAGAAUCAGGGACGGUCUGAGCUGGGAGAAUGUGCAAGUGAACACGCCGUCGCAUGGAGCCAAAAUUUGCCAUCAGCUGGUCUGGACACCCGACAGGACACAGAGGACUGGACAGAAGUGCAAUAACACUGUUUGUGACUUAUUCCUCUGCACCAUCCAACUACUGAGAUACAAGGAGCGUCCCGUCUUCAACAUCACCGGCAACAUCACCUGGAAAAACCCCGCAAAGGUUAAACCACAGGAAAUCGGAAUGGUCAGUUUCGCCGUGGUCAGUUACGACGAAAGCAAAUAUAUUCACGUCUCGCAGGCCACAACUCGCUUCAAGACUGCAUCGGUCACUACCAGAGUGGAGAUCCUGAAGGAGGUCAACCCGGUGCCCCUGAUCGUGGGAAGCUCAGUGGGCGGGCUGGUCCUGCUGCUCGUCGUCGCCGGCAUCCUAUACAAGGUUGGCUUCUUCCGAAGGGAUUUAAAGGAGAAGCUGGAGGCGGCCACAGAGGAUGAGGCGGGCAGCGGCGACCCCCAGGGGUGAAGAGCCAGAGGUUGAGGGGUCCCGGCAACUUACCCCCACCCUGAACACCCAUGUCUCCACUCCCCCGCUCACAUAGAAAGUUCCGGGAUCAGACUGUGCAUCCUUGCUCCCCUUGCACACCCAAUCGACCCCUCUGCCUCUUCCCACCUCCCACUUGUGGGCAGGGCUCCUGUUCUUGGAGGGUCGGAGGGACGCGAGGGAUCCCCCCUCCCCACUCCACAGACCCCUCAUACCAAUUCACCCCUUCCACUCCACUCCCUUACAUCCUUUUCCUAAAUCAUUUCACUUUCUAAAUCUCCUUUUAAAACUACUCAAUCUGAAAACCCAUUUAAAAACUAAUAUUUUUUAUUAAAUACUCAGGACGUCUUCUUUUAAACCACUCAUGCAUCCUCUAUUAAAAUCUCUCACUCUGUAAACCAAACUCUCAUCCAAAACCACUUUCAAAUCGCCCUUGCUUUCUAAACUCAAAUUUCUUUCAAUCUCUGAAUGCUGAGAUAAAAUCUCUAAUUCCCUGAAUUGUCCUUUAAAACCAGUUACACCCCAAACACAGGACCCAAUGACAUCAGAACAGAAUUACAAAGAAGAGAAAAUCUGCAGAUGCUGGAAAUCCAAAGAAAAGCACACAAAAUGCUGGAGGAACUCAGCAGGCCAGGCAGCACCCAUGGAAACCAGUGGGUGUUUCAGGCCAAGACCCUUCAUCUGGAGUGGCAAAAAAAGAUGAGUGGUCAGAGCAAGAAGGUCGGGAGAGGGGAGGAGAAAUACGAGGUGAAACCUGGAGAGGUGGAGUGAAGAAAAGAGCUGGGAAGCUGGUAGGUGAAAGAGAUAAGAGGACGGAGAAAGGGAAUCCGAUCGGAGAGGAUUAAGGCCAUGGAAGAAAGGGAAGGGGGUGCAACACGAGAGGGAGAUGACAGGCAGGUAAGGACGCAAGGUGAGAGAGGGAAAAGGGAACGGGGAAUGUUGAAAGGGGGAGGCAGUACCGGAAGUUCAUGAAAUCAAUGUUCAUGCCAUCAGGUUAGAGGCUACCCAGACGGAAUAUGAGGUGUUGCUCCUCCAACCUGAGUGUGGCCUCAUCGCGACAGUGGAGGAGACCGUGGACUGACGUGUCGGAAUGGGAAUGGGAAGUGGGUGGCCACUGGGAGAUCCCACUCUUUUUUGGCGAACGUAGCACAGGUGCUCAGCUCAGUCUACACUGGGGCUCACGGAUAGACAAGAGGCCACACUGGGAGCGCUGGUGGAGUAGGGGUUAGGGUGAAGGGUCAUCUCACCUGGAAGGACUGUUUGGGGCCCUGAAUGGUAGUGAGGGAGGAGGUGGAGGAGCACUUGUUCAGCUUGCAAGGAUAAGUGCCAGGAGAGACAAAUGGACAAGGGAGUCGUGUAGAGAGUGAUCCCUGUGAAAAGCAGAGGGGGGAGGGACAGAUGUGCUUGGUGUUACGAUCCAGUUGGAGAUGGCAGAAGUUACGGAGAAUUAUGUGCUUUACGCAGAGGCUGGUGGGGUGGCAGGUGCGGAUAAGAGGAACCCUAUCCCUGGUGGGGUGGCAGGUGCGGAUAAGAGGAACCCUGUCCCUGGUGGGGUGGCAGGUGCGGACAAGAGGAACCCUGUCCCUGGUGGGGUGGCAGGUGCGGAUAAGAGGAACCCUAUCCCUGGUGGGGUGGCAGGUGCGGAUAAGAGGAACCCUGUCCCUGGUGGGGUGGCAGGUGCGGACAAGAGGAACCCUAUCCCUGGUGGGGUGGCAGGUGCGGACAAGAGGAACCCUGUCCCUGGUGGGGUGGCAGGUGCGGAUAAGAGGAACCCUGUCCCUGGUGGGGUGGCAGGUGCGGACAAGAGGAACCCUGUCCCUGGUGGGGUGGCAGGUGCGGAUAAGAGGAACCCUGUCCCUGGUGGGGUGGCAGGUGCGGAUAAGAGGAACCCUGUCCCUGGUGGGGUGGCAGGUGCGGAUAAGAGGAACCCUGUCCCUGGUGGGGUGGCAGGUGCGGAUAAGAGGAACCCUGUCCCUGGUGGGGUGGCAGGAGGAGGAGUAAGACCAGACGUGCAUGAAAUGCAAGAGAUGUAUGUGAGGGCACCAUUGACGGUGGAGUGAGGGAAUUCCCUUUUUUUGAAGGGGACGGUCAUCUCCUUAGUUCUGGAAUGAAAAGCCUCACCCUGAGAGGAGCUGCGGCAGAGACAAUGGAGUUGAGAGAAGGGGGUGGCAUUUUUAGCCAGCAGAAUUAGGCCAAUCAGCCUGUCGAGUUCGCUCCACCAUUUGAUCAUGGCCGAUUCAUUAUUGCUCUCAACCCCAUUCUCCUGCCUCCUGUCAGUAACCUCAGACACCCUUACUAAUUAAGAACUUAUCAACAUCUGCUUUAAACAUACCAAAUGACUUGGCACCUACAGCAGAAUGUGGCACUGAAUUCCACAGAUUUUCCACCCUCAUUCCCCCUCAUCUCUGUUCUAAACCUUUUAAAACUACUUUGCUUCCACCAUAAAAAUGCUUCUCUCUCCUUAAAUCCCCCUUUACAACCACUUGUUCCCCAAAUCCUCUUUUGAAGCUUCUAAAUCCUCUUAAAAUUCCUUCCUGCUCCCAAAACCUCUUUAGAUGCCUCUCUCUCUCACCAAAUUCUCCUUAAAGCUUCCCUCACCGCUCCCAUCCCUUUCUAAAGCUUUUCUGUUUCUCAGUCUCCGAACCUCCUAAAGAGGAGGGCCCAUUCCCUUACCCCCCCGACCCUCCUUGUUCCAAAAACCCCUCUAUCACUCUCCAGUCUCCCUGCAAGUUACCCCACAUCCCCGGACCUGCUCUGAAGCUUCUCGUUCUGCAGGAUAUUGACAAAGAAGGACUCGCUACUCGGCUACCUUUUCAGACAAAAGUCCCAGACUGGGGCUUGCAACCCAAAAAUUCCAGACGUAGGCUGGAAGAAGUAUUGACACCUUCUCAGUGGAACUCAUGGCUAUCUCUGCCUUCUGUCCCCCUAAGGAAAUCUCCUCAGGGUUGAGAAACAUCUAGCUCCUCUCACCAGCACCCGUCCCUCUUGCCCUGUUAGAUUUUCCUAUGUCAACAGUCACACUGCAGCCCUGACCUCCAGGUACAAGCUAGCCUCGUGGUUACGAUGACUGGUACCUAUAAGAUUGAGAGGAAGGAAAUGCACAACCCACACCCACCAAGGGACAAGAGAUUUGGGCUGCAAUGCCUCCUAUAGUUCAGGAGGUUCAGUCUGCAACAUCCGGUAGGAGGAACCCAUGCCCACCACAGGACAUGAGGCUGGUCACUUUGCUCCCUAAAGGACAGGAGGGCUGCACCACGGCACACCCAAGGGAUGGGUAGAGGGAACUGCACAACCUUCCUGAAUCUUUGCCAGGGCAGGAAAAUGCAACAAAGCGGAGAAGCAUUCUUUAUAAAGGUACAUUUUUAUUAGCAGACCAACUAUUUGGGAGUUUGUGAAUUAUAUACAAUGAUUGUUUGGCACAGACAAAUGUAUAAUAAUAAAAGUAUUUUAAAAAAACAGAGAAUUAAGGCAGCGUCUUGUCCCAAAGCAUUCAUGGUCCCUCUACCCCCAGUGCCAAUGCCACCCCAAAACCCACAGACUCUGCUCAAACUGCUCCUGGGGACAAAGGGGAUGAGGAAGGAAGAAGGCGGGAUGAGGAGGGAAGGA
This is a messenger RNA of Hypanus sabinus (Atlantic stingray), 7457 nucleotides long. RefSeq names its product integrin alpha-M-like. The coding region runs from base 432 to 3833 and encodes 1133 amino acids. Gene Ontology annotation, cellular component: integrin complex; external side of plasma membrane. The transcript is spliced from 30 exons. Gene Ontology annotation, molecular function: integrin binding. Lineage: Eukaryota; Metazoa; Chordata; Chondrichthyes; Myliobatiformes; Dasyatidae. The record is from RefSeq and is a predicted model, not a curated record. Gene Ontology annotation, biological process: cell adhesion mediated by integrin; cell-cell adhesion; cell-matrix adhesion.